Messenger RNA from Pygocentrus nattereri (red-bellied piranha), 4390 nucleotides. RefSeq names its product solute carrier family 2 member 15a (gene slc2a15a). The record is from RefSeq and is a predicted model, not a curated record. Gene Ontology annotation, cellular component: membrane. Gene Ontology annotation, biological process: monosaccharide transmembrane transport. The transcript is spliced from 13 exons. The coding region runs from base 2013 to 3581 and encodes 522 amino acids. Lineage: Eukaryota; Metazoa; Chordata; Actinopteri; Characiformes; Serrasalmidae. Gene Ontology annotation, molecular function: hexose transmembrane transporter activity.
ACCUUCAGGUGAGUAAUUUCUUAUCUUUUUUAUUGUUUCCUGACCUAUAAACAUUUAUAUAGGCUCCUUAAUAAAUGUUUUGCAUCCUGCCUGCUCUCAUCGCACUUUUCUGCAGAAUGUAAAAACUAACUGAUAAUGUCGUGCAUUUUGUGUUCUCUGUAACCAAACCAUUUUGUAAUCCUAACCAUUUAGCUAUAUAUAUAUAUAUAUAUAUAUAUAUGCAUAUAUGGUUUGUAUACAGAAGUUAUAAUAAAGAAGUUAUAAAAAACUGCAUAUCCAUGCUUCCCUUGUCCAUAUGGUGCACACAGAGUAAGUAGUGAUGUAAAAAGUUAUGGGUCUGUACUGGAAGCAUUUUUCGAUAAGGGAUGCAUUAUUUGACAUGUGAUAUUAGUCUAUCGAGAUAUGCUACACAUGGAAAAUAUUUAAUAAGGAAGUUAUAAUGGAUUUAAAUCCAUGCUUCCCUUGUCCAUACAGUGCACGUACUUGAUUUUGUAAUUAAAUGCGUCAUAAUACUGAGUUAGGCUCUAUUUAAUGGGAAACACACAACUGGAAGUGCAAACCGAUAAGGUAGCAUUUCUCGAUGGAGUAGCACAGAUCGAUAGAGUCUGCUGACGAUUAACGCUACGGUAGCAUUUUUCGACAAAGCAGCACAAUUCGACAGAACACCGGUUUUGGGUUAUUCUGUGCACAUGUAAGACAACGGUCUAAUAUGCGAUCAACGGCAGAGUUCAAAUUGUGAAUGCAAAACAAUUCGGACAUGUCAUGCUUUACCCCUCUUCGUUCCCGAUGCGAAAUACCAUGAAAAUCGGGAACGAGGAACGGAACACAAUGUGCGGACAGGCUGCCCCGGGCGUCGCGCAGCGGUUUGACGGCUGGAUCGUAGCCCGAUGACAGCCAAUGCUUGAUAUCAGAGUCCGAGGCGGUGGCCUGAAUACAGUCAAGAUCAAGACCAGGAAGUAAGUCAACCGUAAGUGCAGCACAGGAGAAGGAAGCCGAGUUCAUAAAAGGGCAAGGAGGGCCAUGAAGAGCUCCGCGUUUCGCGGCAGAGUCGGCGGUAUUGUUACCAACAGAGUCGGGGUCGCUACUACGCUGGAAUUCAGCCAACAGCAAGCCAGCAAACGCUGAAGGGACAAUUGUGUUGCUGGUCAUUUCCCUCCAUGACCUCCAUUAUGUCUCAUUUGGGACUUUUUCCUUGAUCAGAUUAAUGCUCAGCAGAGAACGCCCAUUUUUUAAAAUACAAAGUGCAUUUGAGUUGCUAUUUUAAGGGGGCUACUGUUACACUUAUACUUUUAUAUAAAAGGUAAGAGCUUUGUACUUUAGUACUUUGUACUUGAGUAAAAAAUCUAAACUUUAGAUCUUUUGAAUGAGUAUUUUUUCUUUGACCAAGUAAUUUAUGUAAGCUGCUAAACCCAAUCCGAUCACAACUCCGGACUGUGGCUUUGAGGCCCAGUAGCCCAAUUACAUGCAAGGCUGUUUGUAAUGAGAAGCUUGUGAAGCUGCGAGGUUAGCUUGAGGUACCACAGCGGACGCUAAGCCAGACCAAGGCAAAGCUAGAGUUUCACUACACCACAGCGAGUACCAACCACCACUCAAACUGUAUAUAGCGGAGGAGUUUGAUAAGCUUACAUCGUCUGCCAUUUUCUGCCCGUGCUGUGCUGGAACAGGGCCGCUCACCACGGGCUUUCUGCCCUUCAUACCAAAGGCCGCAGUCUUUAAAUUCACUUAGCUAAUUGAUUUCACCAGCCUCUCUCUCUGAGUCACGUUGCUAGCAAUCAUGUGAGUCCACUGUGUAGCAUGUCGAGUGCCGAGUGCUCAACACCCCGAGGAUGAGAGGACAGGCCCAGCUUCUCAGAGUCUAAACGGACUGCUCACCGUGAAGUCUGACCACGCCUGUCCUUGUAAAGAUGAGGUCAGUUGCGAUUCUAGUAGCGCAGGACACACCAAGCUGAAAGGAAACCUUCAUCCAAUGUUCAUCUUUUAUUGAUAAGAAACCUUUGAUUGAAAAAGUAUAAAUGGCCGAAGAAGUAUUGAUUACGCCACCGGGGAAAAUAUCAUCGCACCUCACCUCAUCCCUGUUGGCAGUGGCAUUCCUCACCUCAUUUGGUAGCUCUAUGCUCUAUGGCUAUAACUUGGCAGUGGUCAACUCUCCUGCAGGGUAUAUUAAGGACUUCUAUAACCGUACUGUUGUGAGUCGAAAUGGAACGGGGCUGAAUGGAGAGGCACUGACGCUCAUGUACUCACUGACCGUGUCCGUCUUUGCCAUCGGAGGCCUGAUCGGCUCCUUGAUGGUGGGCAUUCUUGUCACCAAAUUUGGAAGGAAAGGAACUCUCGUCAACUCCACUGUGCUGGUCUUCAUAGCAGGCUCCCUGAUGGGCUUCAGCAGAAUCUGUGGCUCACCUGAAAUGGUCAUUUUUGGCCGUUUCAUCACAGGAAUACAUUCAGGGAUCUCUCUGAGUGUGGUGCCGAUGUAUCUCGGUGAGAUUGCUCCCAAAAACCUAAGAGGCUUCCUUGGCCUCAUGCCUAGCAUUUUUAUCUGCAUUGGCGUGUUCUCUGCUCAGCUUCUGGGCCUACAUGAACUCCUUGGAAAGGAGGAGCAUUGGCCCUUGUUCCUCUCCCUAGUGGUUGUACCAACAUUCGUUCAGCUGAUGCUGUUACCAUGGUUUCCAGAAAGUCCUCGUUAUUUGUUGAUUGAGAAGCAUAAUGUCCAUGCCACCAUCACAGCUCUGAAAUGGUACAGAGCCAAAUGUAACAUUCAGGCUGAGAUUGAGGAAAUGCAGGAGGAGCAGCGCUCUUUGUCCACAGUGGAGACCGUGUCUGUCUGGCAGCUGCUGCUGGACCCGACAGUCCGCUGGCAGGUCCUCUCUGUGGUCAUCAUUAACAUCGGGAUGCAGCUGUCUGGUAUUGAUGCAAUCUGGUUCUACACCAAUGACAUCUUUGAGAAUGCUGGGAUUCCGGCCCCUGAGAUCCCAUACACCACCGUAGGAACAGGGGCCAUAGAGAUCAUUGCAGGCCUCAUAGGAUGCUUCACUAUUGAGCGGCUGGGAAGAAGGCCGUUGAUCAUUGGGGGCUUUGCAGUCAUGGGAAUGUGUUGUGCUGGAAUAACAGUUUCCCUCAUACUACAGGUGCAUGUGCAGUUCAUGAAGUAUGUAAGUGUGGGCUGUGUGGUCGGCAUCAUUGCUGGGUUCUGUAUAGGACCAGCUGGUGUUCCAUUCCUCAUCACGGCCGAGCUCUUUAAGCAGUCUCACCGUCCUGCUGCGUAUACAGUUGGAGGCUCUCUGAACUGGAUGUCCAACUUCACCAUUGGCUUUAUCUUCCCAUUCUUACAGAUGUCUGCAGGAUCCUAUUGCUACCUGGUGUUCAGCAGUGUGUGCUUAGCAGUAGCUAUCUAUGUGUUCUUUGUCAUUCCUGAGACAAAAAAUAAGACGUUUGUGGAGAUCAGUCAGAUGUUUGCCACUAAAGAGGCAGUGGUAGAGAGCCAGGCCCUCAGCCAGCCGGAUCAGCUCAAACUGAAGAAGAUGAAUGGAUAUGGAACGCUAGAAAACGGCUCACUUGAGUUCGACAGCUCCUCCUCCUGUCCCUGAGAGGGAGAAUUUAAUCAUGUGCUCUGUUUCUGUUUUCAGCAUGUUCUACAUGGCUCAGUUAAAUAUUUUUGUCAGUGCAUGUAUUAUGAGGCCAAUUUGUCACAUAUUAAUAAAACCUGUAAGAAUUUAAGAAUAUUUAUUCAGUGGUAUAGACUAUUCAAAUAUAGAGUGUAUCUUACAUGGAGAUUUGUGAAAACACCUUGCUUGUAAUCUAAUUAAUGCUGUAUUUUCUGAAGUAAUUUCUUUAACAUUGAAACAAAAGUGCAUUUGUUUUCAAUCUUUGUAAUAAAGGAUCUUGUUUGUUAGAGAAUAUAUGUGACUUAUACACAAGAUGGUUGUAUAAAGAUGAUGUAUUUUCUGUUAUAGGACUCUGGCGUAUUAAGAAGUUAUUGUAUAUGUGUUGUACAACUGUGUACAUAGAUGCUGUAUCACUUUCCUCUUCCUGAUUUUAUUCUGUUAGAAGUUCUGAUAGAUCUUUGCACAUGAUAUUGAUCACUCGUCGUUGAAAUGCUGAUUUAUCUCAGUGAGAGCUGUUGUAAUGUUGCAAUACAACUUCAAGCUCAGUUUGUGACAUGGCUGUCUUUUCAUUUCAACAUUAUCUCCUGUUUUUUAUGUUGGUACAUUUGCAGUCAUGUCAAGACUGUCAUACAGUGCUCGAACAGGGUCCAGUUGCCAUACUUUUCAUGUUGUAGAUGAACAGUAAGAUGCAGGACAAACUCUGGAGUAUAUUUUUUACUCCAACUAUAUUUCCCUUAAUGUGGAUGGAGAUUCACUUUUUAUAACAGGCAAAUAAAAGACUUUCAAAUGGA